Molecule: messenger RNA, 2184 nt
Organism: Paramacrobiotus metropolitanus
Lineage: Eukaryota; Metazoa; Tardigrada; Eutardigrada; Parachela; Macrobiotidae
Product: tRNA pseudouridine synthase Pus10-like
Exons: 2
Coding region: 442-1944 (500 amino acids)
Biological process (GO): tRNA pseudouridine synthesis
Molecular function (GO): RNA binding; pseudouridine synthase activity
Source: RefSeq, a predicted model, not a curated record
GCGAUUCGAGCCGAAAUAGUGCAGAGUGUGGUGUAUAUACCUACGCUGUCGUAGAGUCUCUAGGUAAGACUGGUAAGUACUCGUAAUGCAUAGCGUCAGCUGUUUUAAUAAAUUUAAGCAGAUGUCGCCUAAGGGUGGCCGACAGAACUUCAAAGCACCGAGCAGAGCGGCCUACCAGAGCAGCGGGAAAGCGGCGAUAUUCGGAAAUAGUGAAGUUCGUGUCAGAUUGUUGUCGGAAAAAACUAUAUAUUAAUAUUCACAUUUCACAAUCACAUUAUUUUCAGAAAUUUUUGAGGUUUGUUGUCUUGCAAAACGUUCUUCCAAAUGGGAUUACGUUAACAUCCUCAAAAAAAUAUGCUUAUCUUGUGAUAAAUGAGAUAAAGGCACAAUAACGCAGCGUGACUGCACUGUUGUUGUUCCAUUAAGUGGAGAAUUGCAAUCAUGAGUCUCUUGCCGGAUUCUAUCAGGCGGCUGCAGAAUGCAGAAGAGCUUUUGUCCACUUUCCGAUCUCUCAGCGUAUGCAAUGUUUGUUUGUUGCGGAUUGCCGGGGAAACGAGCCCACACCGAAUACGAGACUCCGAUCAGUUGUUGAUGGCUCUGGCUGGCGCUGAUGGGCUGGACGUGAAACCGCUGGACGUGAAACCGUUAGGUGAAGCACCUUGUCCUUGCUGCUUCAGUGUACUGCAGUCUGAUUUCUGCAGUGAAGAAUUCCUGAAGAAAGUAAUAGACUUCGUCAAAACCAGCGGAUAUACUAUGAACACAUUUUGGUGUUCGCUCACAUUACCAAACGCUGCGGAUAUUCGGAUGCGCGCGUUUGACGAACACUGGGACCAGACUUGUAUGGACAACAGCGACGCCCGGGUUCGCAGCCGGUUGUCCGUAAAAGACGCCUGGAAGGCCAUAGUCACCCCGGUUUUAUCCAGUGCCUUCGCUGCAAAGUGGAUAGGACACGAAGGGUUGGAGAUCAAUUUGCAAAUCGACCAUCCUGAGAUGGACGACGAGUGUGAUCCCCUUAUAAGUCAUUUUCCGAAAUCUUUCCAAGAAAAGCGUGGUCCGGAUGGAAAAAUGAAGCGAGUGGUCACCCGACAUGCUCUGGAGAACUUGUUGAAAACCGUUUCUUCCAGUGAAUUUAAAGACCUUGUAAAAUUUCCCCCGAAGCCACUCAGUCAACCGGCAACUUUGACUGCUAUAACUUGUCUUCCUUGCCCGGUGUAUGUUGGCGGGCGAUAUCUCAAGUAUUCGCGGAAUAUCAGUCAGACGCCGUGGUUUAUCGAAGAAGAGCGGAAGGGUGAUAUUUCCGUGGAAGAACUUAUCUGCCGGAAAAUCUGUGAUAAAUUCGAAGCUCAGAGCUGGCGUUUUAUGACCUCGGGACGCGAAGAUAUCGAUGUAAAGUGUUUGGGCGAUGGUCGGCCGUUUGGAGUCGAAUUGAUCGGCGCAAAAAUUGCUGCAGCAUCCGAAACGGAUAUGCAAAAUCUAGAAGACGAUAUCAAUUUAAAUACGGACAUUGCAGUGCGAUAUUUGGAAGUAGUCUCGCGCAGUGAUAUGCAGAUUAUUAAAAAGGGGGAGGAAGAGAAAACAAAGACAUAUGUUGCGCGAUGCCAGGUGGAUCGUGUGGUCACGGAACAAGAUAUUGCUUUGCUAAAUAGUCACCAAGAGUUGUCCAUUAAGCAAAAAACUCCCGUGCGGGUUCUGCAUCGACGAGCCAACACCGAACGAAGGAAAGUGAUACAUACACUGAGCGCAAAAUUGCUGGAUAGUACUGGUCAGUUUCGGCUGCUCUUGAAGACGCAAGCUGGGACAUACAUCAAAGAAUUCAUACACGGAGAUUUUGGUCGAACGGAGCCGAGUAUCAGUUCGUUGUUGGGUCAGGAAACGGAGUGCGAAGAGUUAGAUGUAACGGCUGUGGAUUUGGUGUGGCCUCCAUCUAGGCAGAUGAUUCAGUAGUUUGUUUUACAAAUUUUCUCAGUUGGGAUUUACUAGUUGGAAUUAUUUUCCACAUUAAUUACUGUCACGGUGCCACCGUAAGAAUGCAUGCAUAAACAAUCAUGCGUUUUAUAUUAUGAUUUCCUGUUACGGUUACGCUGAAUGAAUUAUUUGUAAUACUGUCGAAGUAUAGACUUAGCGGCAUUUUGAAGGAUAAAUUCUAGCGUACAUAGUCGUAUAUUUUAUAUGAACCGAGAUAAU